Messenger RNA from Darwinula stevensoni, 1345 nucleotides. Lineage: Eukaryota; Metazoa; Arthropoda; Ostracoda; Podocopida; Darwinulidae. The record is from the annotation of a GenBank genome assembly.
AUGGGAAAUUCCUGUUUAAAUUCGGAACUACGUCGGGGGGAAACCACGCCCGAGGGAAACCACACUCGCAACCCCAGCGAAGAGACGACGAUGAAGCCUUCCCUGCUGCUCGUCGCUCUGGUCUGCGUCGGAGCCUCCUGGGCUCAGCCUCCAUCGGGACCUGGAGUCGGAGGCAGACCUGGACUCCCUCCAUUUUAUGGACCGCCUCAAUAUCCGGGACAGCAAGACGAUGGCGGAUGGGGAGGAAUGGGGGACUUGGGGGCACUAUUCAAGAACAAUACCGUUCGGGGGAACCUUGAAAGGAUCUGGGGAGAGUUACGGGGGCACCUCAUGGGAUUCGGGAUGGCGAACGGGAUCGUGGAGGCUUUUGUGGCACAGAAUCCCUGGAGUUGGGACUCCGGCACGGUGAACGCCUUCGCGAACGGGGUCUUCCUUCUUCCUUUGGGGCCGCCCGAGCUUCGCACUUCGGCCCGGAAUAGCCUGUAUUCGAACGCCACCACUAAAGAUAACAUCGACAAGGCCAUCGCUGCAUUCCAGGGCAUGGCCAUGGUUCUUCCCGUUGACUCUGUCGCUGGCAGAUGGGUGAAUAAUAUCGUGCACGAACUGCGGACGAGCAAGAGCGUGACCGAGAUCAUGGUUCAGACGCUGAAGCCAGGACAAAGCCUGCAAGACUACCAGCAGAAGCGGGAUACAGCACUUACCCAGCUCACGAAGAGUCAAGGAAUCGAAGUCAUUCGCGUAUUCCAUUCCUACGCGUCGGUUCCCGUGCCCGACGCGAGAGAGGUUUUCUUCGGGAUGCUGCGUUGGGACUCCAAGAAAUCCGUGGACGACCGCAACUCCAUUGCGUUGAAUUCGCCCACGCCGGAAUUGCGGGCUUUCCUGGCCACCUUCGAUUCUAAAGCUUACGUCCAGGUGCGGCAGAUCGAGGGACCGUACUUCGACCUAGCCACCGUGGCAAGAGACGGUCAGGUCGUGGUAGUGGCCAUCAGACAGGUCAAUAAGGCCGACGAAGCUCAAUUCCAGCUCCUCCGCAGACGAUACGAGAAUCUUCUCGCUUCCCAAGACGGAGUCCUCGGAAUUUACGAGUUCGAAGUCGUGAGCGACAGCCUGCUGCCUAGCAACGCGAAUCCGAACUCGAAGAACCUAAAGGUGGGGAUCGUGGUCGCACAGAGUAAGGACAAGUGGCAGUCGGCCGUGAACGCCUUGAGCUGGGAUCCCUUGACCGCGGCUUACUUCGCCACCUUCACUUCGUUGGCCUAUCAGUAUGGCGUUGCCGUGUGAAGCAGUGUUGGAGUCAUUGAGUCUUUCUUCUACAGCUGAAUAAAAUACAGUUUUCAUGAGAGCA